Triplophysa rosa is the source of this 3550-nucleotide messenger RNA. It is a transcript of the gene sobpb, whose product is annotated as sine oculis binding protein homolog (Drosophila) b. Bases 55 to 2265 code for a protein of 736 amino acids. Gene Ontology annotation, cellular component: nucleus. Gene Ontology annotation, biological process: animal organ development. The record is from RefSeq and is a predicted model, not a curated record. NCBI's taxonomy places the organism in Eukaryota, Metazoa, Chordata, Actinopteri, Cypriniformes, Nemacheilidae. The transcript has 7 exons.
GGGCGUCAGAUUCCCUUGACAGGCGCGUCUGACAGCAGCCGCUUCACCCGAAUCAUGCCCGAGAUGGAAAAAGGGCGAGCGCCCGAAAACAAGCGCAGCAGGAAACCUGCGCAUCCAGUCAAGAGAGACGUCAACGACGACAUGAAGAACUUUGCUGAGAACACCAUGAAUGAGCUGCUGGGCUGGUACGGCUACGAUCAUGUGGACCUGCGAGACUCUGAUGCGCCUGACACCCGCCACCGAGCAAAACACAACCAAAUAUCUGUAGUUAAAGAGAAUUCAGUGCCAAAGCCAAAUGCAGUGGAGAGGAAUGUGCCAUUAUCUUCAUCAGAGCCUGUGAGGAAUGGUGAGAGGGAGCCGGUGGUCACACCCAUCUCAUCAUCAUCAUCAUCAUCUGUCUCUCCACGAAUCAGAGAGCAACACAACAUGAAUGUUGUUGUGCCAUUAAUCAAACCUUCUGCUGUGGAAGAUGUGCAGAAUGUUCAGAUCGUGUGUGUGUGGUGUCAGAAGGAGGGAAUGAAGCGUUAUUCUCUGCUCAUGGGUUCAGAACUCAAGAGUUUCUGCAGUGAGAAAUGUUUCGCUGCCUGUCGCCGGGCGUACUUCAAACGCAACAAGGCUCGAGAUGAAGAUCGCCAUGGCGACCAGUCACCGCCUCCCGGCCAAACCCUGGACACGCCCUCAAGACUUCUGCUGAAGAUGAACAACAGCACUCGUGUGUGUGAUUGGUGUAAACACAUCCGUCACACUACAGAAUAUCUGGACUUUGGUUCUGGAGAGGAGCGACUGCAGUUCUGCAGCACAAAGUGUCUGAAUCAGUACAAGAUGGACGUGUUUUACAAGGAAGCGCGCGCUGCUCUCAACGGUUCUGCUUCUGCUUCCAGCGGUGCUUAUAACGAUGAGGAGAACCAUCAGAAAGCUGGAGGAGGAGAGAACCAGAAACUUCUGACCCCAGAGUCCUGGGACAGCUCUCCGCCCAAAACCCCCACAUCAGUGUCUGUGCUAAACACUCCGUCUUCAUCGUCUUCAUCACUGAGAACGCCCGUCUCCACGAGCCAGUCCCGGGAGCGGUCGUGUGUCCAGACAAACACGUCACCCUCCGUCGCUUUGGACCAGCCACGCCCACCUCCAUUAACCCUCCCUUUUGUCCGGCCACCCCUGCAUGCCCCGGGUCUGCGGAGCCCCAUCCCUCAUCCACCCCGUAACCCGCUACGCCCUGCCAGCCCCAUCCAGCGACCUCCGCACCCGCCUUCCUUUGCCCCGCUCCACCCGCCCCCUCUGCUUCAUCCCUACCCAGCCCCGUACGUGCCCUUCCACCCCGCCUACACUCCCCACCUGCCCCCGCCGUGGCCGCAGCCCACGAUGUUGCUUCCCUACCCCGUCAUCGUGCCCCUCCCAGUGCCAAUUCCCAUUCCCAUCCCCGUACCGCGACUUUCGGGUCACGUGGGUGUCAUACGAAGCCCGCAGGGGCGAGAAGAGAAAGAUUGGGGUGACCGCACGCCCGAUCCGGGUCACUCCAGCUCGGAGGAGUCAGAGGUUCAGCGCAGAAUAAAGACCGAACAAACUCCUUCCCCUCUCGCCGUCUCUUUACCCUCGACGUCUGUCGGGUCGUCGGAGCGGCAGGUGAUUCAGUGUCUCCACAGACACCAGGUCAAAGAGGAGCUUCAGAACGCCACCACCUUACCUGACACGCCCGAAACCCCGACGCACACCGCACACGUUCUAUGCAAAGCACUUAAACAUCACGCCGGCAAUGAGACAUCGGCAGUCACGCCCACAGCCUCCUCAAUGGACAAUAAAACCGUCACUCCGGCGUCUCUGUAUUCAUUGGCCUGUUCCACCGCCAUUCAGAUCACCUCUGUUUCAUUGGACGGUACGCACAGAAGUGGCCCCGCCUCUGAUGGGACAGCAGGCUCCGCCCAGAUUCCCUCACCUCUGUCUGAUUCAGAGGACGUGAAGGAGAACAGUUAUUUGGGUGGCUCAACCAAUCCCUGGUCAGCGGAGAGGACGGACUCCCGAAGCGACCAAUCUAAAGAGAGCAUGGUGGCAGAGGAUGCUUCUCAAGAUGUCGAGCACACGUACGCUCGAUCCGUACCUCCCAAACUACGAGAGAAAAAUGCACACGUGAAUGCUGAGACGAGCACACAAACGCACUUACAUGCACAGACGUACAACUGGCUUCCUCAGAGCUCAGAGACCAGCGGAAGAGACGAUCCAGAACCUGCCGUCAAGAGAAGAUGUUUGAGAAUCAGAGAUCAGAAUAAAUGAACCUGGUUUCAGAGUUUAUGGGUUGAAAAUGUAUCGUGUGAACAUGCAGAGGACACAUACAGCCUCCAACAUCGCCCUCUGGUGACCCUGUGCCAGAAGGUCACAUCCAGCGUUCAGCGGCAGGGCUCAACUCCAGAACGUCAUGAGGACCAUCAGUAGACACGCUGAGAUCAGACGUGUGUGAUCCGGUUACACUCUGACACUCUGUGUGUGUGUGUUUUGCCGAGCUUCUACAAAGCCAGCCAUUGUUCACCACUGCCAGCCCAUCCUCACCGCAUGUGUGUAUGUGUGGGUGUGUGUAUGUGUGUGUGUGUUCAGCUGCGGUGUUCGGUUACCUGACACACUGGGGCUUUGGCUACAGGGCAUUUUUAGACUUCAUCUGAAGAGUGCCAAGAGUGCACAAACACACACGUACACAGUACACACACACACACACACACACACACACACACACACACACACACACACACACACACACACACACACACACACACAUUAUUCUGCUAUAUCAGGUCCUCUGAGAGCUGAGACACAGAGAGAGAUAGAGAGAGAGUAAAAGUGUUUGUGGCCCACAUUCACUGAACAACCUCUGAAUUUUUAUCUGCCAUAGUUUUUCUGACACAAUGCUCAGAAUCUCAUAUUUUUACCCCAAAAUACUACAGAAUAACAUGCUAUUACCAUCACGGUUGUGUCAAACAUCCGAUUGUAUAACCGCACUACCAUGUCUGGAAAAACUGUACUUAAAGCACUGCAAAUGCAGUCUUUUACGCAAAAUAUCAGAAAAUAAUGAAAUUCCACACAUUUGUAUCAGUAUUAUAAAGACCAAAGACAGUGAGUUUUCAGUGAACACUUGUAUUAAUGUCCAGCAGAGGACAGCAUUGACAUUAAAACAAAUCACUUGAGCUGUAAGAUUUUUAAUUAUGAGUGAUUUCAAAGGCUCACACUUAUUUUAAAUGGCUAAAUAUUUCACAUCAGUGCCACUUGAUACAUCAAUGCACUGUAAAGAAUGCCAAAACAAUGACAAUAGAACAUACAGUAAUUGUUAUGUCUUCAUAACACGUUUAUGUGCUUUUAUGUUGCCAGAAAAGAAGUUUCAGUGAACGUUUUGUGUAUAUUUUUAUGGUGUCUAAUGUGACUUACACGUGAUGUAAAAUAUGUUGGCACUUGGAAAGUGUGCACUAGCUGUACAUUCAUUUAAAUGUGUUUGCUUUAGCAUCUGAAUGUGACGUGUGAGAAUGUGAUUUUGUCAAUCUUUAUUAGAUUUAUUAAUAAUAAAAACUUCAUA